ACUAAAGUGCUCAUUGUUUAGUCAGUUGCUACGGCCUUCAGUCACCCACCUGGAGUGGUCUGUGGUGACACACUAUACCCACGGGCUGGAACAGCCGAGCAAAUACUACUAAGGGUACGUUUUGAUUUGAGAACUUUGAAUUAGCGUUAAAUGGGUAGCUUCCCGAGAGAUUUUAAACCAGUGACAGAUACUUGAUCGUCUUUUGUGACCCCACGGCGGUAGUGAGGGGGCUGUGGGUGCGUCCUUACCCUCGCUAGGUAACGAUGGAGGGGGACAUAGACUGCCGUGCCGUGGACGUGAGGAUAUCUCCUGUGAAGGCCCUUACACUGAGACGAGUUAUGCAUGUAUCUUGUGAGUGAGGGUAACUAUGAAGGACAAUUGAAGAUAGGACAGAUGUAUCAUGGUUCCGAACCGUACACCGUCCUCAUUGACUGAGAUAUAUAUUAUGUGUGGUGCCGCAGAGGAGGGACAGUUUAACAACGAGGGUGGAUGAUAAGCGUGUGUUAUCCUGCUGGACCACGAGGCAAUACGGAGGUCAGAGAUGUCCGGCUUAAGGAAAUGCGUAAAAGGUAAUGAAUGUAUGUUUCAGCAUGGCUGAACCUCGUCUUAGCGGAUCACGAACCACGGAGGUGGUGUCCCAUUCUUCAAACUUCGCAAACGGUGUCAAAGGCAAAAACAUGGCUGCAUCUGAAGUAGAGAAGCCACUUCCGGUGGUAGAACUAAAACCGUUUACUACACAGGUAUGGAGAAGAGAAAAGAGUCUACCCGAGUUCUAUGACAAGCCCCUAAGUGCAGGAGGAGAAAAUAAUAUUGAACGACGGAUCCUGUUUGAAAAUGGGCUUGGGGAAGAGCUCGCCAAGAGUGAAAAUAACGCUGCGCUUGUUGCUAAGUAUUUAUUCGGCGGAGAGAGGGGUUUCUCAAGUGAAUCAAGACUGUCGGAUUUAAAUGUCCCGAGAUAUAAAAUCAAACUGCACCCAAGUAUAGAUUUCAGCUACAACUGUCGUCCCCAAAGACUGAACGCUCUCAUUCCGGAAUUCAUACCUCGUGUUGAAAGGACAAAGACCACGCUCCAGGACGCCACAAGUGAUGACAAUCCCAACAGACAAUACAGCCUUGCCAAGCAGGCAGUGACGGACGUUAUGACAGCAAGACACCAGGAUAUGAAAAUACACGGAGGUAAAGUACAACGGACACCCGGUGUCCAGCGUACUCAGCUCACAUACCUCAACCCUAUAGACGAAUACAGCCAGCCAGGACAGUGGAAGCGAACUGGCAAACGGCUUCCUGAGAAACAUUACCGGGCACCUCAUACAGGUAAAGGGUCAGUUGUUGAUGGGCAUGAGUCAAGAAACAGUCAGAGCAAAUCAUCGGUGGUCAGCAGUGAUGUAUCAUCCGUGUCCAGUACUGGUAGUCGUGCUCUAGUACGUUCUCCGAUGAAGCCGAUUAAUCAUAGAUUGAGUCAACCAUUCAGUAUGAAGCAAAGCGUUAGUGUGGAUAUAGGGGGCAUCCAGACUAAGAACGCUCUACAGAUCCUAAGUGAAAAUGGACCUCCAACGAAACUUGAAAAACAACUAACAUUUGAGAUGGAGGUCAAUAUGGAGAUGUGUCGCCGCCAUCUGGAUUUUAUAUCUUCCGAAGGGCCAUAUUUUCCACAAUCUAACAUCCCUAAUAUGUUUCAUGAUCUCAACCGACCUUUAACUCUGACUAAAGGGGAGGAGAUGUUGAGGAAGGGUCGAGACCUUAACAAGCGGAAAAAGCAAAGUUGGAGACAGUCACGUGGCAGGAAAGUCCUUCCUGUGGCCUUUGACCGAAACUUACGUCAAGUCGAGGCUGUUCAAAUUGAUUCGGGGAUACAGAGCCCAAGGACGGGUGUACUAGAAUCUGCUUUUCAUAAUGGAUUAUUCGACAGGGUGGAUGAAUCUUCAACCAAAUACAUGGCAUAUGCAAACAACAGCUUUCCUUUCUCAAGAGGGAGUCCUUUGAAAGCGAUCUCUUCAAAGGGAGAUAACUCGCCUACAACGGAUGCCGGAAACAGUUUACCACGUAAUAUGGAAAGUGACAUGCGAUUGGAGGAAGUGAAGGAUUCUAAUCAGAACAGUUCCAGGAACUCUUCUUAUACAUCCGGGAUUAGUCCUAGUUUUGACACGUACAUAACCGAACCGAGCCCAAAUAUUGGUAGUCGCGUGAUGUCGUUAGAUUCACGGGUACUUUCAAACAGAACAAUGGAAGUACAAGGGGCGCAUUUUACAAAAGCGCAUUUCAAACCAUGCACCAACGUCAAGUUGAAAGAUGGCGGCAGAGAAUCUGACAUCGACACUCUCCGAGCUGUCACGUGAUCACUGGUCCGUAUUGAACAGUUCUGUUUUGUUUUAAUUUAUCAAGCAAUGUGUGAUAUAAUGUACAUAUGUUUGUCUUACCACAGAAAAUGGAUAAAUAAUCGUUUUGCUGUGACGUUGUGCUACUGUAUAGAUGAAAUGAGUGCACCAGUACCGAAACCACAUUAGCACACCUGACCCGAGUGAGUGUAGAAGCUUGUCCUGUCUGAUAUUCCAGUUGUAGACGUUGCAAUGUAAACCAGUGUUUCAUAUCACUGUGUGAGACAUAUAUUGAUAAUCAUUUUAUACACAGUUUCCUACUUUAAAUCGUAUUUAUGACAUUCAAUUCUCAAUAUGACAAUAUUUAUCUUGCUGUUUUGAUUGUCAAAUCAUGUUAAACGAGGCAACACUUCUUUUUCAUAGACAGAUAAAAUGUUGGAACGGGUAUUUGCCGAGAUAGGAGUUUGAUGUAAUAUAUGUAAUAAUGAUUAAUAAUAUUUGUACUUUUGUGUUUAAACAAUCUGAAAAUGUGCAUACCUAACCUUGCAUCUGAACAUUAACAGGGAUAAUAAUUCUAAUGGCGACUGUCUGACCAUAGUGGACAGCACAGUGACAAGUGUAAAUGGUAUUAAAGGUGAAAAAAGGUUCUCCAACUGAGCACAUACCCUGAGAAAGAAUCAUUAUGGCCACUAUGGUAAUUGAUAGUCAAACAUAAGGGCUGACUUUUACUCAGGUAUCUUCCUCUCAACGUAGACAUCUGUUCAGGGCAGAGGUAGUGUAGCCUGGAGUCAAGAAGAGUAUUCAAUAUUACAAUAUCAUUGUCAGUGUUCCCGCUGAACCUUCAGUGUCGUUGACAAUACAACUGCCUCCAUAGUAGCUGAAAUACGUAUAAUCUCUGGGGCUGUUUACGAGUCAGGUAAAUCGAUAUGUCAGUGUUAUAACAGAAGACGUCCAUGAAUACCUGCACCUCUGUUUACCUGGGAUUUAGAGUGUCUGUCCUUGUAGGCCAAUCAUUCUGAUGUUGUUAUGUUGAUAAAAACAGCACACAGGGCGAUUCAUUAAAAUGGUUGAUUUAUGGUUCUGGGCCGAAUAUUACACUAAGCAAUGGUAAGAAAGUACUAUUAUUAUUCCUUUGCCAGGCCUUUUAUCUAUGAUUUAUUAUAAGAAAAAAUGAAAAAAGACAAUCUAAAGAGACCAAUCCUUAACAGGUAACCAUCCAAAAUAUGUUUGGCCAGAUAUUCUUUAUAUGUACAAGUGGUCUCUGGGCACUGCAAAGCCCUUCACAGAGAAACCUAAAAGCUUCUAUGACUGAAAUAGAUAUAUCCAAAUGUUACUGUAAGUAUGCAACAGAAACAAAUCGUUAUAAAACAUGUUAUUCUUUCAUACAACUAUAGUUAAUAUGUCAUGUCAGAACCAUAGAACUUGGUUUUCCUAUAUUUGAGUAGCAUAUAUUUCAGACUCUACCCAAAAGGGCGUUAUCUUAUAUGUUUUUGCACUUAAUUGUCCAGCUUCAAAUUUGUGAAUUUAAAUCCGGUUUUGUGAACAAUAGUGUCCUUUUUCAUAAUUCAAAUGGCAAUUGUUGACUUUGCAUACAUCGACCACAUUAUAUUGUUCAAUGCCGUUCGGAAUCUCAGGUUGUUCCUGGAAAGAUGUACAUAUACUGAUGGAAACAAAUAACGGAACAUACAUCGGUGUAGGCCUUUUUGUGCCCCUGAUUGAUUGAUCUUAUCCUUUUUUCUUUUCCUAUUUACACGAAUGACGUCAUUCAUCUGUUAUUUUUUUCUGUGUUCUCUUAUCGAUUUCAUCAGUAUACACAUAAAUACUUAUGACUAAUUUAAUCAGUACUAAAAUGUUCAAGGAUGUCUAUAUUUCUCCCUUUAAAUAUAACACAAUUGAGAAUUAUAUCAUUCGUGCGCCAAUCUCAUGUCGAAAGCAUGAGACAUGUCUGUUAAAUAGGCCUAAUUAUUUACAAUCACCCAGUGAUACUUAUUCACCAGGGAUGAAAAAUACUCUCUUUAAACUGACUAAUUACAACUGAACUACAUGAAAUAUCAAAUCCGUUUCACAGCUUAUUACACCCACUGACCCAAUCCCCUUAAGCUCCAGUACAUUGCUAAUACCAUAAUAAUAGGGAAUUAUGUAACCGAUACAGUGCAUGGAGUUUAUGCCCAAUUCAGGUGUCAUGGCGGAGGAUAAAACCAAUUGAGCAAGAAAUAUACUGUGGGUUUUGCACCACGCUGAAGUGAUCCGCCACACAGAUUUAGGCAGCUGAUAUCUGGUUACGUCCAUGUGUGCAUGUCAUUGUGCGUGGAGACCGACAUAUCACCAAGGAAUCUGUACGGUUCAGUGGAGACGAUAGACGGUCUCUAUGGAAUGCUGCGUUAAAGGGCGAGUAUCACACAGUUCAGGGGUACACUGAAGUAUAGUCCCUGAAACAACGUUAUGUAUAAGGUUGAAUAAAAGUAAUUCUUUGAAGGAACCAUUGGCUAUUUAGGUAUGAUAACGUCUCUAAAUACCUAGGGUGAAAAGAUGAAGUGUGUGAACUGCUAGAGCUGAGAAGGGUAAGAGUACAGGCAGCUAGAGCUGAGAAUGGGAAGAGCACAGGCUAUCAUAGUUAAGAAUGGCAACAGCAUGGGCUAUUAGAGCUGAGAAUGGGAAGAGCACAGGCUGCUAGAGCUGAGAGUGAAAUGGAAAUGUAGGAAAGAGAGGCUGUAUUUUUUUAACUUUUUAUAGUAUUAUGUUAUUUCAUAAAAGAAUGAUUAAACAAGUAUACUGGACAUUUAAAGUCCCAAACACAAACUGUGAUACCCGUAUACAUGAUAGGCGGAUCCAGAGGGGGGUGCAGGGGUGCGCACCUCCCCUUUUGUGCUGAAAGUUUGUUAAAUUACCAUUGAAACUCGGGUGAAAAUGAAGUGUGCACCCCUCCUUUUCUCAAUAAUGUGCACCCCCCCUUUCUCAAAAAGCUGUAUCCGCCCCUGUACAUGAUCAUAUUAUUUGUAACCACAACCAAACAGUGUAUACUACCAUCUUUGGCCUGGCAGUUUAUUAGUGUAUGUGUGGUAACAGUAAACAAAAAUAUUCCAAUGAUCAGGAUAUAUGUACGUUUAUUUGCAAUUACACCUCGUUAAUGCAGCUCUUGUUACUCAGAAAGCUCCACCGACUGAACAUGGCCUGUUCUUCUUCCUUAUCUUAAUCUUCUGCUUGUUAUUACUAUUAAUCUAAAGCACUACAUCCUGAUUACCUAUAUAUAUUGUGUAAACACGUGCAUGAUAGAGCACUUCAUGUCAACUACAGCAAAGUGCCAAAUAAAAUAUCUCGCAUUC
Molecule: messenger RNA, 5638 nt
Organism: Haliotis rubra (blacklip abalone)
Lineage: Eukaryota; Metazoa; Mollusca; Gastropoda; Lepetellida; Haliotidae
Exons: 1
Coding region: 573-2336 (587 amino acids)
Source: RefSeq, a predicted model, not a curated record